Messenger RNA from Macrosteles quadrilineatus (aster leafhopper), 1892 nucleotides. RefSeq names its product heparan-alpha-glucosaminide N-acetyltransferase (gene Hgsnat). NCBI's taxonomy places the organism in Eukaryota, Metazoa, Arthropoda, Insecta, Hemiptera, Cicadellidae. The transcript has 14 exons. Bases 187 to 1854 code for a protein of 555 amino acids. The record is from RefSeq and is a predicted model, not a curated record.
UAUAUGAGCCUGGCAACAGUAGAUCUUCAAGGUCUUCCACUUUCUGUCCCACUUUGGCACCUUCAGCUGCUACUCCUUGAUCCAGUUACACUUGUGUUGUGCUAGUGAAAGGAACACUUCACAUUUUUAUCUACUGUUAAGAGUUUCUUAGAAUUUUCAUUUAUUUUAAAUAAAGAUCCAUAAGUGAUGUGGCCUGAAGACCCUGGAGUGACCACGUGGCGUGGUCUUGACCUUAACUCCCUUCAGGUAGACGAAGCCUACCUCAAUAUCACUUCCAACAAAGACGAGGUCUACCUCUAUUCCAUCUCUGAAGACUGUGAUCGAUGUCCUUUCAGUUUAGAGGGUGUGAUUCACCAUCACAGAGUAUUCAAAGUCAAUACCAAACAUCCCUCUAAAUGGCGUUUGUACUCUCGAAGUGACAGCAUUAUCUCUAGCAAUGAUACCAGAUUACUGGAAUGUGACGUGGUGUCUAGCAAUGUUGGGGAGUUUGGUGUCUAUGACCUCAUACAUAACAGCUCCAACUGCACUCUAGUCACAGCCGUCCCUUCUGUGAAUAUCACGUACUCACUAACACUCUUAUUGGUUUUUCUGCUGGUGCUCACUUCUAUUGCUGUCAUAAUAUCCUUAAGAAGACUCUACAGAAAUGGAACAGAUAAUAAACAAGACACAACUCCCAAGAGAGCAAGAAUCAGGUCACUUGAUACAUUCCGAGGGUUGACUUUGGUGCUGAUGGUGUUUGUCAAUGAUGGAGCCGGUGGCUACUGGUUCCUAGAACACGCUACAUGGAACGGGCUACUCAUGGCGGACGUGCUCUUCCCUUGGUUCAUGUGGAUAAUGGGAGUUUGUAUUCCUAUAUCAGUGCGAUCGCAACUUAAAAGAGGGACGCCUAGAUGUACCAUGUUUCUCAACAGCUUAAAGCGGGGCUGCACCCUCAUACUGUUGGGGCUGAUGCUCAACACUGUCGGGGUGGGGCCACAGCUGAGCACCCUUAGAGUGUUCGGAGUGUUACAGAGGUUUGGCAUCGUCUACUUAUUUGUAUCCUCACUUGCCAUCUUCCUCACUCAUAGACCAUCCAGGGACACAAGUCACCAGAAACCUCCACCUCAUGUUCUAUCUGAUGUGCUGUCUCUUUCUCCUCAGUGGAUUGUAGUGAUUGCUAUCCUGGCUGUGCACACAUUCCUCACCUUCUUUGUACCUCUACCAGGAUGUCCAUUAGGGUACAUAGAUGCAGGAGGUAUCCAAGACAUGGGCAUCUUCUCCAACUGCACUGGAGGAAUUAGCCGAUACAUAGAUCAACUGUUGGUGGGGGAAAGUCAUCUGUUCCAGAGAUCAACAGUUAGCGAGGUUUAUCACACUGCUCCUUUUGAUCCAGAAGGAUUCUUGGGUUGCUUGACCUCGGUAGUACAAGUAAUGUUGGGAGUGCAGGCUGGCAGUACAUUGCUCACUUACUCCGAAGGUCGCCCAAGAGUUGUCCGUUGGCUGUUUUGGGGAUUACUCUGUGCUCUCUGUUCCUGGGGCUGUAUCUCUCUGGCACAUAUACCUAUUAACAAAAACCUCUGGUCUAUCUCUUAUGUAUUUGUCACAUCCAGCCUUGCUUUCAUCUUCUUCGCAGGAUGUUAUCUACUUGUAGACCAUUUUGUUUUUUGGAAUGGCUCCCCUUUCAUAUUCCCAGGUAUGAACUCUAUUUUCCUGUAUGUGGGACACACAGUAUGCUAUCAGAUGUUCCCUUGGCAUUGGUGGUUGCAGCCCAUGAACACUCACUUCUUGUUGAUGGCUGAAGCACUGUGGGGGACAGCACUGUGGGUAGCUGUCACUUACUGGCUCUACAAUAAGCAAUGCUUCAUCACUGUAUAAACUAUUCAUUGUCACAAAUUAAAACUUGUUUAAUAUAA